CAGGUGGGCGGGGUUUGAGGUCAACUGAAGAAUAAACUGUUUUGUUUCGGUUUGAUGUGAAGCUGUUACUGAGGCAGAGCUCAGACGUUUCAAGCAGAUUUUGUUCUAAUUGUUCGAGAAACAUGAAGCUUCUUCUCGUUGUUGUGGUGUUUGUGGUCUUGGGCUCCAGCUCACUGGCAAAACUAUCUGAGCCCAAGGUUCAGGUGUACAGCUACAGCCCUGGUGAGUUCGGCAAAGAGAACGUCCUGAUCUGCCAUGUGAGCGGCUUCCACCCACCAGACAUCAACAUCGAACUUCUGAAGAAUGAGGUGGAGAUCCCUGGUGCCAAGCAGACAGACCUGGCCUUUGAGCAGGGUUGGAAGUUCCACCUCACCAAGAGUGUAUCCUUCACACCCCAAAACAAAGAGGAAUAUUCUUGCAAAGUCAGACACAUGAACAACGUCAAGAAGUUUGUAUGGGAGGCAGAUAUGUAAGAAGCCUGGUUAUGUGCCAUCUGAUGGUGACACGUAAUGCUGAAAAGAGUGCACUGUUUCCUGUGGUUACACUGUCUUUGGAGCAUUGAGCCACUAUAAAAAGCAUGUAUGACAUGAAAAAAACUGCAGUACCAAUUUUCACCAUGUAUCGAUCCAUGCAGUCAUGUAGUAGGUUGCAGGUUCUGCAGUGAUUUCGACUUGGACUUUACAGACUUGCGACACAGCCUUUGUAUACAUUAUGCGGGGUAGGGAUGCACGAUGAUAUCAAAAUCAUAUUAGUAUUGGCAGAAAAAAAACCAAAUAUCUGUGUCCGACAGAUGUUUAGAUUUGAGCUAUGUCUUAAACCGACAUAUGAUGCCUUAUUUAUUGUACUUUCGUUGGAACUGGGCUCCUGCAAUAAUAUGUCUGCAUUAUAUUCAUUUUAAUACAACUUUGUAGAAAAAGAAAUGUAUAGAUAUUUACGCAUAAUGCUGAUCCAGGUAGUCCCAAUUUCUACAUUUUAUAAAUGUUUAAACAGUCAUACGGACAAGUUUGGGUGCCCUGGUCACAUUACAUGUGUUGUUGAUAUUUUAAGUGGAAAUAAGUACACAUCCUCUACAGAGAACACAAUUCUACACAUUUAAAUGCCCAGUUACUGUUUAUUUGCUGAAUUGAACAUAUUUUUUAAAAAAUUUUGAAUACUUUGGAACUGUUCACGAAAAUGUUGGUAUCAGCAUUGGUAGAUCAGCAUUGGUCCAGAAUGUCCAUAUUAGUGCAUCCCUAAUGCCGAGCAUAUCUAUUUUGUAAAUGCUUUAGGUGGUGAAAAUUGGUCCUGCACUACACUUUGGAUUUGAUGUCGAUGUAACAGUACAAACUUUGGUAUAAUUUUAGUAAUAUCAGAUAGGUGGAAGAUAUGUGGACCACAUACUUAAGUGCUGAAAGUUAUUUUAGAUCCUUUAUAGAGCACAUAAGUGCACUAUACAUAAAAUAUGUAAUAUUUACUCCAAUGUUUAAAAUAUAUCCGAUAUACAUUGAAAAAGGAAUGUACGUUAGCUGAUACUUUAGAUCUUUAGUAAAUGUUUGCACUGGGAAAGGGGCAGUGGAGACUAACUUCUUCUUUUGUUUCUUUAGUUUACUUUAGGCACUGAACAGAGAAUUUGAGACUAGGUGACUUAACUACAAUACUGAGUGAUUAGCUUGAUUUGCAGUAAUUAACUUGAAGUGGAACUGUAGCCUGCUAAAGAUAUUCUUGCAGACGAAUGUCACAUGGAACGUGCAUAUUUUGAACCAUGGCCCAAUGUGUGUCACAUUUUAUAACACAGAUAUAUUCAAUAGAAUAUUUGCAAAUGCUUUACAAUUACACCAUUGUUGCUGUCAGAACAAAACCUUGUAUCAUUAUAUUUGUCUUUAUAUAUAUAUAUAUAUAUAUAUAUAUAUAUAUAUAUAUAUAAUUUGAAAACACUUGCUGUCCUUUACAGUGUGUUAAAAACAUAUGACGAACAGAAAUGCUUGUUCCAUUAACAUUCACACAUUAAGACUGUUUUUCCUUCGCUUCUAACAUUACCUGUUUGGAGACACAAGGUUUUGUUCCAAGAGUGACGAUAUGUGAAAAUGCUUAUACACAGAAUGCAACCACGUGCAGCUGAAACAUUGUAUGGUCUGUAUAAAAUCUAAAAGGCUGAAAAUGUGUAGACUCAGAUUACAUUUAAAUGAGUCGAAAUUUGCAAUCAUUGAAAGUAAAUGUCAUGAUUCACCUCAUCCUGCUUUGUUUGAUGUUUAAAGGUAUGUGUCAAUAAUAACACUAGCUGUUGAUGUAUACUUUUAACUACACACUCAAAUUAUGCUCAGCACUUUGUAUCUGUUUAUGGUGGGAUUCUUGAUCGUGAUUUAACAUGCAUAAUUAUCAGUUUUGUUAAGGGUAAUAACGAAUGUCAGUAGUGAAAUGCAGUGAUGAGUGUCUUUGUACUAAAUCAACUUAUGUGUUAAGCACUUCAGAGCAAAUGCACCAAGUCUGUCUCAUUCACUCCUAAGUUAAAGUUGGAAAAAAACAAAAACAACAAAAAAUCAAAUCAUUAUUAAGUUUAAGUUAAUAUUUUCUUGGUCAAAUAUGUUCCUAUGAUAUUAAUGGGUGUGCUAGGAAUACUUUAUUGUUCAUGAUGUACUGAUAAAUAAAAGUGAUGGUGAAAACUGGG
This is a messenger RNA of Colossoma macropomum (tambaqui), 2644 nucleotides long. RefSeq names its product beta-2-microglobulin-like. Bases 123 to 473 code for a protein of 116 amino acids. The record is from RefSeq and is a predicted model, not a curated record. Gene Ontology annotation, cellular component: MHC class II protein complex. Gene Ontology annotation, biological process: immunoglobulin production involved in immunoglobulin-mediated immune response; peptide antigen assembly with MHC class II protein complex; antigen processing and presentation of exogenous peptide antigen via MHC class II. The transcript has 3 exons. NCBI's taxonomy places the organism in Eukaryota, Metazoa, Chordata, Actinopteri, Characiformes, Serrasalmidae. Gene Ontology annotation, molecular function: MHC class II protein complex binding.